AUGGCGGAGGAGUUGGCGCCAUUGGACGAGACGCUUUCCCCGACAGACGACGGAUUUCAUGCACACGCGUUAGGCGGCUCCGUUUUCAGCGGCUCGGACGUGGAAGCGCCGGAGCUGGGAUCGUUAAAUGCGUCGCGGGGACGAGCCGCGGAGCGAUCGUCGCGGGGAGGCGGCGCGGGAGGAGCGAAGCGGUUCGGACGGGGCGGGAUGGUGAUGGCUGUGCUCAUGCGCUUACUUGCUAUAAACAAGCGGAUAUUGAUCCCGGUGGCGCUCGCCUCGCUAGCUUCGAUGCUGAUGGGAUAUGACAUAGGCGUGACCAGUGGUGCUGUGCUGAUAGUGCAGCGAACCUACCACCUCAGCAUUGCGGAUAAGGAGCUCUUCAUUGGUUCCUUCAGCUUCGCAGCAGCCAUCUCCGCCCUCCUCUCUGGCAUCGGGAUGACAGUCGGCCCUCUCUAUUGUGUCGAGCUGGCCCCAGCCGAUUCCCGAGGCUCUCUCUCUGCUCUCAGCGAGCUUCUCUCUUCCCUCGGGCUGCUCCUCGGGUAUUUAAUCUCCUUUCUCCUCUCGCCGUCCCCUAAGGAGCUGCUGCGGCCGAAUGAGGCGGUGAAGCAGAUGCUCAUGCUGGCUGUGGGCGCUGCAUUCUACCAGCAGGUACGAUGCUCUCUCCACACCCCCACCCACCCUUCCCCCCCCGCCGCCUCAUCUGCUGCUGAUGCGGCCAAAUCAGGCGGUGAAGCAGAUGCUCAUGCUGGCUGUGGGCGCUGCGGGGGGUUUACCAGCAGGUAUGCGGCCACAGGCGUCCCCACCAUGCUCUAUUAUACCCCCGAGCACUUCGCCACCAUGGGUCUCACCUCCUCUGCUGCCAUUCUCUCUGACUCUCUCUAUCCUUCUCCCGGCGCUUUCAUUCACCAGGCCACAGGCGUCCCCACAAUGCUCUACCCCCGAGCUGGUCCCCACCGUGGGCCUCACCUCAUCUCACCUCCUCUACUACUGCCACAGGCGUCCCCACCAUGCUCUACUACACACCUGAGCUCUUUGCCACAAUGGGACUCACCUCCUCUGCCGCCAUCCUCUCUGCCAGCCUUGCCUUUCUUUGAAGACAUCCUUCUCUUUCCCCCUUUCCACACACCCACCAACCACCACCAGGCCACAGGCGUCCCCACUAUGCUCUACUACACACCUGAGCUCUUCGCAACGAUGGGACUCACCUCCUCUGCUGCCAUCCUCUCUGCCAGCCUCGCGGUGGCCCUCGCCCGCACGCUCGCCUCGCUCGUGCCCGUCUCUAUUCUGGACGAGAUUGGAAGAAGGACUAUGCUUCUUAUCAGCACAGCAGGUGGGCAACCCCUCGCGGUGGCCCUCGCUCGUACGCUCGCCUCCCUCGUCCCCAUCGCUCUUCUGGACGAGAUUGGGAGACGGACACUGCUGCUCAUCAGCACAGCAGGUGAGCUUCACACCCCUGCUCUUGCUGCCAGCCUUGCGGUGGCCCUCGCCCGCACGCUCGCCUCGCUCGUGUCCGUCUCUCUUCUGGACGAGAUUGGGAGAAGGACGCUGCUGCUCAUCAGCACGGCAGCUCAAGCCAUAGUCCUCCACACAAUGAACCUCGGCGGAGAAUUCGACAUCUCUUCAGAAAACCCCUCCUCCUCGUCCCCGCUCACUCCUCUCGUCUCCCGCCCAUUCCAAUCCAACGCCGCUGCUCUUUCCGUGAUCGCAGCAGCAAACCUAACUGUGUUCUUUGCGAUAGGCCUCUCCCCCAUCUCCACUCUCCUCCCUCCGGAGAUCUUCCCCCUCCGGUUACGGGCCCAAGGGACCGGGCUUGCUGUGGCAGUCAGCAGGCUGGUUGCGGCGGCUCUUUCCUCGUCGUUUCUGAGCCUUGUUGACGCGACGAGCCCCGGGUUUCCGUUCUUUGUGUUUGCGGUGCUGUCGGCGGCUGCGGUUCCGUUUCUGCAUUCCUGUAUGCGGGAGACGAGAGGGGUGAAGCUUGAAGGUGCUUCGGCGCUAUUUGAGCCGAGUUUGGGCGGCGGAGUGGGGACAGGAGGGGGGAUGUGGGGGGGAGGAGGGGUGGGAGGUGCGGCUGGGGCGGGAGAGCAGGGUGCUGUGAUGGAUGGGCAUGGGAGAGCGAUUGGGAGGAGGGCAAGGAAUGUGGGAGGAGGAGAUAGGGCUUCAACCAGUUGA
Messenger RNA from Closterium sp. Naga37s-1, 2169 nucleotides. The record is from the annotation of a GenBank genome assembly. NCBI's taxonomy places the organism in Eukaryota, Viridiplantae, Streptophyta, Zygnematophyceae, Desmidiales, Closteriaceae.